GAACCACACACUCACCGUGACGCUGGUGGACGCGAAGUGCGCCUAAACCUAGGGGUCCACUUGUCGGUGUGUUUCGUCAAAAAUAAAGGCGAGUGCGUGAAGUAAAAUAUCGAAUUAUCCUCGUCCCGGGAAAACGCAAGAUAUCACAGGGCCACAUUCCAGCGAGCACGCGGAGGAAUUUUGUUUGUUGCCAGAGCGAAGGACCACCAAUCUCAGGAAGCAUCGGGAGCAAUGUCUGAUACCGAGGUCGUUGAACCGAAGAAGGGCCGCGGACGUCCGCCCAAUCCGGAGAAGAAUAGCGUCGCACCGAAAAAGCGAGCCCGCGCCCUUUCACCCAAAGAGUCGAAGGUGGUAGAGGACCGCGAGAAGGAGAAAGCCGUCCUGUCGGAUGAUGGCGAGGAACCGUCGCCGAAGCGUGGCCGGGGCAGACCGAAGGGUACAACCAAAAAGGCGGCCAAAGCGGCCAAAAAAGCCCCGGCAGCACCCGUGGGCCGGGGCCGGGGUCGUGGCCGAAAGAAACCGGCCAAAGAGGAGUCCUCCGAGGAGGACGAGGAGGACGAUGACGACGACGAUGAGGUGGAGGAGGAUGACGAGCCGGAGGAUAGCGAGGGUAACGAUGAGAACUACGAAAACGAGGAAUCCGAUUCGUAAAUGUGAUGCACUGUCGAUUUUUUCCCUCCCUUCUUCAUCCCUGCACAACGUUCUCGUCCUUGGGAGGAUUUUUCCCGCCCAUUGUGGCACACGGACGACGCAUUCCGCCACCGACACGUUGUUGGUUGGGGGAGUACAACGUGCAGCGGGAAGGCGCUCUCUGCAGGCGCCGUUUAUGGAAGAAAUUUAGAGGAAUUUGAAUCCGAUAAACCUCCUUUCUAUCUACUUAACAGUGUGUCAGCAUACAUUUGAUGGGUAUUUUAAGAAAUCCUGCGAAUCGUGUUUAAAUAAACUUAAAUCAAAGAGAAAAGUUACUUCCAUUUUACCUCAUCUCAAAGAUUACGGUAGUGACUUACGUUCUUUUCUUAUCGUUUUAUUUGUUGCGAAACAUGUUG
Molecule: messenger RNA, 1046 nt
Organism: Anopheles nili
Lineage: Eukaryota; Metazoa; Arthropoda; Insecta; Diptera; Culicidae
Gene: D1
Product: chromosomal protein D1
Exons: 3
Coding region: 232-651 (139 amino acids)
Biological process (GO): regulation of DNA-templated transcription
Cellular component (GO): chromatin; nucleus
Molecular function (GO): DNA binding
Source: RefSeq, a predicted model, not a curated record